AAAGUAUUUAAAAAUAUUUGAAAAUUCUUAUACAUUCAUUUUGUAAUGUUAAAGAAAAAUUUGUUCAUUCGUGAUGUUCAUUUAAAAUUGUUAUCUCAUGUUUCUGCUAUUUAAUCAUUAUUAAUUUAUCAUUAACUAGUUUAAAAUUGAAAAAUCAAACCAAACAUGUACUAUUUUUUUUUAUUUGAUUUAAUUUUAAAAUCAAUUAAAUUGAUUUGAUUUUAAUUUUAAUUCCAAAGAAGCUAUAAUGAACCGACACCGAACAUAGUUCGGCUAAUUGCUACUACGUAGAAAUUAAUUAGGGUGAUCAAAAAUAAAAAACAAAAGAGUUAAGAGUAAAUUAGUAGUGGAAUAUCAAACCAUGAUGAAUCUCAAACAACUGGCAAUUGAGCUAAGCAAAACCCUACAGGAAGGGGAAAGAAUUGUAGCACCAACACCACGCUCUAACGGAAUUUAGGGAAGAAGGAAAAGCGUCAACAGAUUUGCCGAGAUCUGGCAAGGGCUGAUGUUCUCUCCUUGGUCUGCUGGUUGUCGGAGGUGGUAGAUCUGGAUCGUCGGUCGACGGUCAUCGUGAUGGGGUCGCUGGAUUGUAGCUGACAGGUGGCGGCAGUGCAAUGAAAAAACACAGGGAGGGAGAGGGGGUAGGGGUAGGAGGGGAGGGGGUGGGGGAAGAGGUACUGGGGGAAAUCGUACCUGCUCACUGGUUGUGGUGGGUGGUCAGGGCAGCGGUAUACAGUGGAGAGUGCUGGGUGAUCUGCCAGUGCGUGGAACCACCCUUUGGAGAACUGGGCCACUUGGAAAGCCAGUGCUCUGCAAUGCAUGUGGAACAAGAUAGCGGACAAGGGGAGCACCAGAUGACUAUAUUCCCAGACAUGGAAACAGAGAAAUACAGGUUUCUGGACAGGAUGGCUCUUCAGCGUGUUUUGAAGAGGAAAUGCAUAACAUCUCAAGCUUCGGUUCAGCAGGAUCAUUCUCACUCAACUGCAACCAGAUGGAAGAUACAAAUGGAAAUUCCUUUCGUUUCUAAUUAUUGUGACGUGCUUCUCAAAUUUUGCAAUGUCAAAUCACGUUGAGGGUGUUACCAAAUAAGUUGUAGGGAAGCAAUCACUAGAUGAUACUCUAUUAUAAACUAAAUGUUGGAUUUCUUUCUUACUCAUUGGCCAUUAAUCAUAGUGUCUCCCCAAAGCUUCAAAAACUUACUUCCCUUUACACAAUGAAUUGGCAUUGACAAACUUCAGGAAAUUUAGAUUUUCAAUAAAAAUAUGAACUGACCAUACAAGAUAUAUAUGAGCUUAGCUACCCGCCCCGAAAAAAGAUCUAUUGUAUUAGUACUUUAUUGGUUUAUGUGCACUAACGUUCACCUUUUGUUAGGCGAAGCAGGCAAAGAUCUUCUCUGGAAUCCUGUUAGUGUCCCAAAAAGGAUGAGAUCAGAGCUUCGACGUCGCAUUUUGUCACCUGCUGAAAGACUCCUGAGGCAACUUUAUAACAAUCAACAGGAAUCAGACUUUGAAGAUAUAGUUGUUGAUGACAAAACUGUUACGCUAAUCUAUGCAUCGAACAAAUACAUUCCUCCUAAUGAGAUUGGUCUUGAAGCUAUGCUACUCGUAUCACCAACUACUACUGCAGAACGCUCGGUAUCUCCAUCUCAAAAGGUAGACGAUAAUGCCUCUUUCUCAAUGAAUAUUCUUGUAGAGAAGCCGCUCGUGUCACCAACUACUACUACAGAAUUCUCGGUGUCCGUCUCCAAUGGCAGAAGAUUAUGCCUCUUUCUCAAUGAAUGUUUCAGUAGAGAGGCCGCUCGUAUCACCAACUACUACUCUAGAACUUUCGACAUCUCUAUCCCCGGUGGAAGAAGAUAAUGCUUAUUUCUCAAUGAAUGUUCCUGUAGAUAAGCCACUCAUUUCACUAACUACGAUUACAGAAUGCUCGAUAACUCCAUUUCCGAUGGCAGAAGAUAAUGCAACUUGCUCGAUGAAUGUUCCUGUUGAGAAUUUAUAUCUGUAAGUGAAAUUUGUGAUGCAUGCAUAAGGUUCUAGCUGGUAUGUGACGCCACGUCUUAUUGUCUAGCUAGUGCAACGUUGGUUAAAAACAGUUUGGGGACAUCCAGUAAAGUUGGAACUGCCCAAAUUGUUUUUUAACUAACAUUGCACUAGCUAUACAAUAAGACAUUCCCUUACAUACCAGCUUGAACCUUAUGCAUACAUCUCAAAUUUCACUUGUAGAUUUGAAUUCUCCACAGGACCAUUCAUUGAGUGAGUUGCAUUAUCUUCUGCCACUGGAGAUGGAGAUGCUGAGCGUUCUGUAGUCGUUGUUGGUGAUACGAGUGGCUUCUCUGCAGGAACGUUCAUUGAGAAAUAAACAUUAUCUUCUUCCAUCGGGGAUAGAGAUGUCGAAAGUUCUGUAGUAGUAGUUGGUGAUACGAGCGGCCUUUCUACAGGAACAUUCAUUGAGAAAGAGGCAUAAUCUUCUGCCACUGGAGAUGGAGACCGAGCUUUCUGGAGUAGUAGUUUGUGAUACGAGCGGCUUCUCUAUAGGAACACUCGUUGAGAAUGAGGCAUUAUUGUCUAUCUUUGGAGAUGGAGAUGCCGAGCGUUCUGUAGUAGUAGUUGGUGAUACGAGCAGCAUAGCUCCAAGACCAAUCUCAUUAGGACAAAUGUAUUUGUUCGGUGCAUAGAUUAGAGUGACAGUUUCGUCAACAACUAUAUCUUCAAAGUCUGGUUCCUGUUGAUUGUUAUAAAGUUGCCUCUGGAGUCAUUCAACAGGUGACAAAAUGUGAUGUCUAAGCUCUGAUCUCAUCCUUUUUGGGACACUGCCAAGUCCUUAUAAAACAACGUAUUUUCCGAUCUACGCCUCUUGCAAGAUGCUGGGUGGCAUGGAACUACUGGUAAUUAAUAGCGGCACAUACCUGACCUGCAUCGGAAGUGACAUAAAAAAGACAGCUGAAUCAAGAUGUCGAUGAAAGGAUUCCAGAGAGGAUAUCUUUGCCUGCUUCGCCCAACAAAAGGUGAACGUUAGCGCACAUAAACCAAUAAGGUAUUAAUACAAUAGAUCUUUUUUUGGGGUGGGUAGCUAUGCUUUUAUAUAUCUUGUAUAGUUAAAGUGUAGUUGGACGCAUCAGUUCAUAUUUUAUUGAAAAUCCAAAUUAGCUGAAAUUUGUCAAUGUCAAUUCAUCGUGUAAAGGGAAGUAAGGUUAUGAAGCUUUGGGGAGACACUAUUAUUAAUGGCUAAUGAGCAAGAAAGAAAUCCAAUAUUUGGUUUAUAGAGUAUUAUAUAGUGAUUGCUCCCUACGGCUUAUUUGGUAAAAUACUGAAUGUGAUUUGACAUUGCAAAAUUUUACAAACACAUCACAUAAUUGGUAUCAAGAUGGCUACUUUCUGGCUCAUUUUAAUAUGCCGGUGGUCUCCUGAUGUAUUUGAACUCUACAGAGAAUGAUUGGAAAAAUCAGAAUGAUUGGAAAAAUCAGAUAUUGAAUCCUCAUAGGCUGCUCUCAAAUGUCUCGAGUCGGACACGUCUUAUAAGAUUAAAGUUUGGGCAUCCGGAGUUACUUCUAUAGCCUCUUGCUAGCUGUAGUUUUAAAUGGAGUGAUUUUUACUUGGUCUCAGAAAUACUUCUUGACCAGUAGUCAGUUUUGGCAAUAAUAACUUUGGCAUUCAGACCUCAGUAUGUGUGUAAGGUGUUUAAAUUAUUUGACUGUUCAUGUAACUGAUUUUAUGUAAAACCUUUUACCAAAGUAUUUUGUGGCAACUUCAUAUUUGUUCUUUGA
Messenger RNA from Capsicum annuum, 3763 nucleotides. RefSeq lists its product as uncharacterized. The transcript is spliced from 4 exons. NCBI's taxonomy places the organism in Eukaryota, Viridiplantae, Streptophyta, Magnoliopsida, Solanales, Solanaceae. The record is from RefSeq and is a predicted model, not a curated record. The coding region runs from base 615 to 1073 and encodes 152 amino acids.